GCCCUUGUUAUGCUGAUUGCUUGUAUCGUGUUCGGUGUUGGAGCUAACGACCGAGCCUGGAUGCCUCGGCCAGACCAGAACUACUUCAGCUGGAGCUUCGGGUUUUACAUCAUUUCCAUGUUUUUCUCCGUCUUCGCUGGGCCUCCCAUUUUGAUGCAUGCCAUGCAAGUACGGAGAGAUGCCCCCAAGGAACGACCCGAACUUUACGCCAUGGAACAAUUUGGUUAUUCACAGACUGGCAGUAUGCCUUCAGUGGCUGGUACUGCCAUGUCUAAGGUUUCCAAGGCAUCUACUCCAUACCCAAUGGGCCCAAAUAUGAACAGAUACUAAACUAUUUGGAGAAAGAACUGUUCUAUUCGAUCAUUCCAAUCUCCUUUCAGCUUAUAUAUGGAGAUCUAUAACUUGGAAGUAUCUUUUAUUCCAGUGCAUAUCAUUCAAAAUUAUUCAGUUUAAGAACAGCAUGUUUUUCUUCAUGUAUCCAUAUUGUGACAAUGUUUAUAAAAAAACAACUAGACAUUUCAUUUUCCUGAAUUAUUAAUGUUUGUUUGUUUAUCGGAAUGUCAUUUUGUCAUUAGAAAUUCCAACAAUAUUCUAGCCUGUAAUUUGUAAAUAUUUCAGUUUAUGAUUUCCUAAAAUAUACUUGCCCUGUCUGUAUAGCUUGUUUUUCAAAAGCUUUAGAGCUGUAUAUAAUCAUUUAAUAUGUAACCAUUCCAUGAAAUCGUUUCAGGAUGGACUAAUUGGUGACAAUGCAUUAGAACAUCAUUUAAAGCAUUGUCAUUCAUGAUUUCAUUUAGUAAUACCAUGUCUGAUUGAGAUUUUAAAUACUAUUUCUAAUAACAAUUCGACUGUAGCUUCUGUAGUUCCAAAGAGGGGGGAUACCCAGAAUUCAUAUAUGAACAUCUAGAGCUUCGUAGUUCAUCUAUGAAUUCUGGAGUAUGCCCUCGUCUUAGUUAUCAUUUAAAUUCACACUGAUUGUA
Owenia fusiformis is the source of this 977-nucleotide messenger RNA. The record is from the annotation of a GenBank genome assembly. NCBI's taxonomy places the organism in Eukaryota, Metazoa, Annelida, Polychaeta, Sabellida, Oweniidae.